AUGGCCGAUCUUCCAGACUAUGUACUCGAUCCCAAUGCGGUUCUUAAGGAUGAAAAUUCCUCCUGGCGUCACGGAGCUCCGCCAGAUUACACCAAAACAACAACCCACGAAGCCAACAGUCUACCCUUCCUCGUCGAAAACCUAGUUAAAAACUGGGAAAUCGAAGCCUCUUUCAAAACAAAACUCUCCGACUGGCGCACCAUAGACGAGAAGGUAUACACCUUCUCCCUGAACGGCGGCGAGAAGCGAACAGGUCACCACAUGCUAGAGGUUGGAACGUAUAAUGCCCUCCUAAGCGCAAGUCAGUACUACGAUCCGGUGAAGAAUGAUUUCGACGAGUCCCAUAAGUCGUUUAAGCAAAUGAUGCCGACGUUUGCAUGGGAGGUGCUAGAGGUAUACUCUGGUCCGCCUGUUGUGGUUUUCAAAUGGAGACAUUGGGGUGAGAUGAAGAAUGACUAUACUGGAUAUAAUAACUCUGGUGAAAAGGUUACUGUCCAGGCGCAUGGAGACCCGAUUGAUAUCCAGGGACUUAUAGUGGCGAAGGUGAAUGAGAAGCUUCAAAUAGAGAAUAUUGAUGUUUGGUAUGAUCCUAUGGAAAUGUUUAAUCAGAUUGGGAAGAAGAAUGGGUGUCCUUUCGUGAAGACUACAUAG
Messenger RNA from Penicillium angulare, 651 nucleotides. RefSeq lists its product as uncharacterized. The record is from RefSeq and is a predicted model, not a curated record. Lineage: Eukaryota; Fungi; Ascomycota; Eurotiomycetes; Eurotiales; Aspergillaceae. The transcript has 3 exons. The coding region runs from base 1 to 651 and encodes 216 amino acids.